This is a messenger RNA of Acanthisitta chloris (rifleman), 878 nucleotides long. RefSeq names its product cyclin-dependent kinase 15 (gene CDK15). Gene Ontology annotation, biological process: protein phosphorylation. The annotation marks the transcript as partial. Gene Ontology annotation, molecular function: ATP binding; cyclin-dependent protein serine/threonine kinase activity; cyclin binding. The transcript has 9 exons. Gene Ontology annotation, cellular component: cytoplasm; nucleus; cytosol. The record is from RefSeq and is a predicted model, not a curated record. Lineage: Eukaryota; Metazoa; Chordata; Aves; Passeriformes; Acanthisittidae.
CUUCUCUUCUCAAGUGUUUGAAACAUGCCAAUAUUGUACUGCUUUAUGACAUUAUCCAGACCAAGGAGACACUAAUAUUUGUCUUUGAGUACAUGUUCUCUUCUUUGAUUUACCACACAGAUCUAGCAUAAUACAUGUGCUGUCAUCCUGGGGGACUUCAUUCCUUCAACAUUAUGCUCUUCAUGUUCCAGCUUUUGCAUGGCCUGGCUUACAUCCACCAGCAACACGUUCUUCACCGUGAUCUCAAACCCCAGAACUUGCUCAUCAGUUGCCUUGGUGAGCUCAAAUUAGCUGACUUUGGCCUUGCUCAUGCCCAGUCCAUCCCCAGACAGGCAUACUCCUCUGAAGUGGUGACACUCUGGUAUCAUCCUCCUGAUGUGUUGCUUGGAGCUACAGGUUAUUCUUCUGAUAUAGGUAUCUGGAGUGAAGGCUGUAUAUUCGUUGAAAGGAUCCAGAGUCAGCCAAUAUUUGCAGGAACUUCUGGUACUCGUGAACAGCUGGAGAAGAUCUGGGUGGUAUUGGGGGUCCCAACUGAGGACACCUGGCCAGGACUUUCCAAGCUCCCCAACUAUAACCCAGAACAGGUUGCUUCCAGGAGACCUCAGAGACUCUGAGUCAUCUGUGACAGGCUGAGCAGGGUGCCAGCAGGGGAGAAUUUGGCCUCCAGGAUGCUUACAGCCUUCCCUCGAGGCCAAAUCUCCACACAAGAUGCAUUUCUUCAUGACUUCUUCAUCCCUUUACCCCCUCAGCUCUGUCAGCAUCCUGCUGCACAGUCAGUGCUCACAGUUCCAGGAGUGAGACUGCAACCUGAAAUCUGUGACCUGUUUGCUUCUUACCAAAAAGGCCAUCUCUCAGGAGGUUUGAGCAAGUUUUGGUAG